GUUCAGCGGCAGCAGCGACAGUCUGCGGGCAGAGGAAGCAGCGGCAUCACAAACACCACCACCUCCACCAGCAGCGGCAACAGCAACAGCAGCACACGACCGAGCAGUCCUCCAUGGGAUCCCCGGGGCGGGUUAAAAAGAUGCCAUGACGUUACCAGGGGUUGACAGCUGAUGGAGAGGAGACCCUGCUCCUCCUCUCUCUCACACUCAGCCUGGAUCGUAUGAGGAGGAUGUGGAGCCGAGAAAUGACACCCUGAACUGGACUGACACUUCACUCACGUCAAACUGGAAGCGCUGGGUUGUGUUGAAUGGAUUGCGAGAGUUUACAAGCUUUUUUGUGGAUGUUUGUUUUUGAUCAGCUGACACUAGUCUGGAACUUACCACAGAGGAUUUCUAAAUAUUUAUUGCGAUUCCCCCAUCUGUUGCCUUGUUACUGAGACGUCAUCAGAGAGGCAGCUUACUGAUCAAACACAUCACAAUGACUUGAAUGAGUGCCUUUUGUUGUGUAUGCAUCCCAUCUGGGUACAUGUCCCUAAUUCAACAACCUCAUUUGUGCUUUUACUGAUCACCCUCAAUCUGUACUGCAAAUCAAGGAGACAGCAGAGGGAAAGCGCCAGUACUAUGCACCGUUGCCGUUGUCUCGCAUCCGACACCGAACCAGUAACCUCAGCGGAGGAGAGGAGCUCAUAACGGUACCGACCCUCCCUCAAAGAACCUCCUGACCUCCCGCCUGGUACUGUUUUCAUCCACUGGGGUGUAGAGAGCUGCAGGGAUGUUCGCCGCCGUGGAGCAUGGUCCUGUCCUCUGCAGCGAUUCCAACAUCCUUUGCCUGUCCUGGAAGGGCCGGGUGCCCAAGAGUGAGAAGGAGAAGCCGGUGUGCAGGAAGCGGUACUACGAGGAGGGCUGGCUGGCUACUGGGAAUGGCCGAGGAGUCGUUGGGGUCACGUUCACGUCCAGCCACUGUCGACGGGACCGGCCCACUCCACAGAGAGUGAACUUUAACCUCAGAGGACACAACAGCGAGGUGGUGUUGGUGCGGUGGAAUGAGCCCUUCCAGAAACUGGCCACCUGUGAUACAGAUGGAGGGAUCUUUGUUUGGAUCCAGUAUGAGGGACGCUGGUCUGUGGAGCUGGUCAAUGACCGUGGAGCUCAGGUGAGUGACUUCUCCUGGUCCCAUGAUGGAACCCAGGCUCUCAUCUCCUACAGGGAUGGAUUUGUCCUGGUGGGAUCAGUCAGCGGCCAGAGACACUGGUCCUCCGAGAUCAACCUGGAAAGCCAGAUAACCUGUGGUAUCUGGACCCCUGACGACCAGCAGGUGUUGUUUGGUACAGCAGACGGACAGGUGAUAGUGAUGGACUGCCAUGGGCGCAUGCUGGCCCACAUACUGCUGCAUGAGUCGGAUGGCAUCGUCGGCAUGUCCUGGAACUACCCCAGUUUUCUGGUGGAGGACAGCAGCGAGAGCGACACAGACUCCGACGACUACUCCCCACCACAAGUGCACAACCAUAGGCCACUGCUGACAGUCAGCUUCACCUCUGGGGACAUCAACCUGAUGAACAACUACGAUGACCUCUCUCCCACCCUCAUCCACACCAGACUAAAAGAUGUUGUGGUCCAGUGGUGCUCACAGGGAGACCUCCUGGCAGUGGCAGGGAUGGAGAGGACAGUCCUCUCCCCUGACCCUUCCUGUCCUCCCCCCACCAGGAACGCCAUUGUCAAGUUUUUCAAUGUUCAGGGUGAACACAUCUACACACUGGAAACACCAGCACAGCGUCCGAUCACAACGCUUUGCUGGGGUCACCGGGACUCCCGUCUGUUCUUGGCGUGUGGCCCAGCGCUUUAUGUUGUGCGAGUGGAACACCGCGUAGCCAGCCUGCAGCUCCUCUGCCAGCAGAGCAUAGCCACAGCAGUGAAAGAGGAAAAAGAUGUUGCCAAGCUCACCAUGCCUUCCCGCCUCUGCUCCUACGUCACUGCCGCUUUCAUUCCCACCAUCAAGCCCCCCAUCCCAGAUCCCAACAACAUGCGAGAUUUUGUGAGCUAUCCAACGUCUGGGAACGAGCGUCUGCACUGUACGAUGAAACGUACAGAGGACAACCCAGAGGUGGGGGGGCCCUGCUACACUCUGUACCUGGAGUACCUCGGAGGUCUAGUGCCGAUCCUCAAGGGCAGACGAAUAAGCAAACUGCGGCCGGAGUUUGUCAUUAUGGAUCCCAAGACUGAUGGGAAAACGGAUGAGAUAUACGGAAACAGUCUGAUAUCUGCCAUGAUCGACAGCUGUAACUGCUCGGACUCCAGUGACAUCGAGCUGAGCGAUGACUGGGUUGGCAAAAAAUCUCCAAAGAUAUCCAGAGGCAGCAAAUCCCCCAAACUGCCCAGGAUCAACAUUGAUCCCAGAAAAUCGCCCAAACUAUCUCGUGCUACACAGGAGAUCUCCCGGUCGCCACGGUUACCCAUACGGAAGCCCUCAAUUGGUUCGCCCAGUCUAACGAGGAGGGAAUUCCCUCUAGAUGACAUCACUCAGCAAAAUUACCUUGCUCAGGUCACAUCCAAUAUUUGGGGAACAAAGUUCAAGAUAGUGGGACUAGCCGCAUUCUUGCCGACCAAUCUGGGUGCAGUUAUCUACAAGACGAGCCUCCUCCAUCUGCAGCCCAGACAGAUGACCAUAUACCUGCCAGAGGUGCGUAAGAUCUCCAUGGACUACAUAAAUCUUCCUGUCUUCAGUGCCAACGUCUUCAGUGAGGAUGAAGAUGACCUUCCUGUCACAGGCCCUGCUGGUAGCACUGUGGACAACCCUGCCUGCACUGUUAACAUCCCCAUCGCCCCCAUUCAUAGUCCUGCACAGGCCAUGUCUCCUGCUCAAAGCAUUGGUCUUGUCCAGUCGCUCCUAGCCAAUCAAAAUGUUCAGUUGGAUAUCCUCACUAAUCCCACCGCAACCACUGCUGGUGCAGCUGCCGGGGGCUCAGACAAAAGUCAGGACACCAUCCUGACAGCCCAGUACACAGUUCCCACCAGGUAUUCUAAUCCUGGGCAGGUAAUCUUUGGAGGGUUGGAAAUGAGUCGCCUAAUGGUGGGACCUCCGCAUUCUCAUCAUUCAUCGCAACAACAACCAAAUCACCAUCAGCAGCAGCACCAACAUCAACUGCAACACCAACAACAACAAAUUCAACAGCAUCACCAACAACAGCUUCAGCAGCAACAGCAACUCCAACAACAGCAGCAGCAGAUGCUCCAGCACCAACAGUUACAACAGCACAUUCAGCAGCAGCUUCAACACAUGCAGCAGCAGCAGCAGCAACAGCAUCAACAGCAGCUGCAGCAGCACAUACAGCAGCAACAGCAGCUCCAACAGCAACAACAACAAAUCCAGCAGCAACAGCAACUACAACAGCAACAACAACAGAUUCAGCAGCAACUGCAGCAGCAGCAACAAAUGCACCAUCAACAGCAAUCACAGCAGCAUCAUCAGUUGCAACAACAGCAGCAGCAAUCACAGCAGCAGCAAUCACAGCAGCAGCAAUCACAGCAGCAGCAUCAGAUGCAACAGCAACAGCAGCAGCACCACCAUCAACUUCAGCAUCAGCUUCAGAUUCAAAUCCCUGUUCCCUCCAUGUCAUCAGGACAGCCUUCAGGUGCAGCUGUGCACCAGCUCCAGUCGGGGGCGCUGCAGAUCCAGAUUCCUCAUCCACCUGCUGAUUUAGUGGUUGAGAGAGCAGUGGGGAGUGAACACGAGCACCUACUGAAAAUCAAAACCACUCGUUCAACUCCACAGCUGGCUGAGGGGGAUACAGUGGUGUUCAGUGCCCCGCUGGAGCUCAGCAAGAUGAACCCCCCGCCCCCCUACCCAGGGACGGUGGCUGCUGCUGUGGCCGCUGCAGCGGCUGCUGCCUCAGCAUCAGCCUCCGCCACAGCCUCCAAUUCCGGAACAGUAGGGGGGACCAGUGGGACUCCUCCUCCUGGUGACAUUGGUCUGAAGAAGGGAGAGUUUACACUUUAUCCUUCAGGUCAGCAACAAGCACAGUACCCCACACCACUGGGAUAUGAAAGGAUAACAACAUUUGACAGCAGUGGGAAUGUGGAGGAAGUAUGUCGUCCUAGAACGCGCCUUGUCUGCAAUCAGAAUGUGUUCACACUCCAGGGACCUGGCAGCUCUGCCACUCUCAGGGUCACCUCUUCAUCAUCCUCUUCUUCAGCUGAGAAGAAGAUCCAGCUGCCCUAUACCUCUGCCACUCUCAACAGACUUACUGCACCUCGCUAUUCCAUACCCAGCGGUGAUCCGCCCCCAUACCCUGACACAGCCAAUCAAAACAGUGCUGUUGGAAGGAACCCUGGACAGAGGCUUGACAGCAGUCUCAUCCACGCCACUCUCAGGAGGAACAGCCGAGAGGCUGCUCUCAAAGUUUCCCAGAUGCUGGAACCACCUAGACCACUGCCUCCUAAGGCCAAAAAUAGUGCACUAGCUGCCUCAUUCCAGCAGAGGGUUCCAACAGCCUUAUAUACCUGUAGUCAGUGUAGCAGUGGAUCCAGUGUUGGAGGUACUGCUCCAGGAAGCACUAAUGGAAUAGCUGGAGGGACUAUUAUCAGACAAGAUUUCCCUCCCAGGAAUGGGGCCCCACACAGCACAGUUAUCGUUCAUUCCAACAGCACUACUACUCUGGCCUCCCAGUCUUCUUACAACCUACUGAGCGCUCUUGAAGGAUCUGGGAGUUCAGGAGGAGGAAGCAACAGAGACAGGGCCGAUUAUGUUAAUUCAGCUUUUACUGAGGAUGAAACACUGAAUCAGACUCUGAGGCAUCUGGCAUUAGGAGGAAGUGAUGCAUCAGGGUUGGUUGUCAAACGCCCACCUCCCUAUCAGUGGGACCCAGCUGCCACAGAGGAGGUGUGGGUUCCUCAGGAACGGACAGCAACAUUGAACCCCACUGGACCCCCCGGACCCCACAAACCACCCCCACUUAUUCUAACCCCAGCUCAGCACUUGGAUGUGUCCAGGCUGCCUUUUUUACUUUCACCAAAGUCACCCACCAGCCCCAGUGCUGCCUCAUUUCAAGCUGCAGCAGCAGCUGCAGGAUACCAAGUCUCUCUCCAGUACCCUCCAACAACUGCCUAUUCUGGUGCCCAGCUUCAGGCCAUCCCAGGGUCUCCACGCCCCUGCUCCUCCCCAAAGGAGAUGGUGGCCCCAGUACCAUUCUCACAGCAGGAAGCAACCCUUGUCUUACCGCCAGGUUAUGCAGCAAAUCUGGCCAGCCUGGCUUGCUGCCCCCUCCCACCCAUGUAUCCAGGAGGAAGCGCUUGCUCCGGGCUUCCCAUUCCUCCCAUUUCUCUUCACACUCCUUGGGGUACCUAUAACUCCUGCCCCCCUAUGUCCAGUCCUGCAGUACCGCUCCCACCGAAAGCCUCCCACAUGACAGUAGACAAAAAUGUUCUCUCUCCUCCUCCACCUCCUCCGCCCCCCCCUCCACCACCACCAGCAGAACUGCAGAGCCAUGGAGGACUGCAAGAGGCCAUGGCUGAGGCUGGGGAAGGUUUUCAGGAAGUGUUGUCUUUGACUGAGAGCCCUGUGCCACAGCGGUCGGAGAAGUUCAGCAAGAAGAACCGAAAGCGGGGAGAUGGUCGGGCUGACGAAGCCAACGUGCCACCACUAGCUGAAGGGAGCAAGCCGAAGAAGGAGGGCAGAGCUCUGGGUGACUUUAACUCGCUCAUCUCCAGUCCGCGGCUGGGAGGGAGGGACAAGAAGAAGCUGAAGGGACAGAAGGAGCAGCAGUUGAAGGCUAAGAAGUUGAGCAAAGCCACUGCCAAUAGCGAAUUCCAAGACAGUUCAGAAAGUGAGCCGGAGCUGUUCAUCAGCGGGGAUGAGCUGCUCAAUCAGUGCCAGAGCAGUAAGAAGGGAUGGAAGAGUAAGAGGAACAUGCGGGCUGCCAGUGAACUGGAUGAGAUCAAGUGUCGAAAGGCCAACGAGAAGGAGGACAGAGGGCUGGGCAGCCAGGGGUUUGUGUACGUCAUGGCCAACAAGCAGCCACUGUGGAAUGAGGCCACGCAGGUCUACCAGCUGGACUUUGGUGGACGCGUAACUCAGGAGUCUGCCAAGAACUUUCAAAUAGAACUUGAGGGCAGACAGGUGAUGCAGUUCGGCAGGAUUGAUGGCAACGCCUACAUCCUGGACUUCCAGUACCCCUUCUCUGCUGUACAGGCCUUUGCUGUGGCUUUAGCCAACGUCACUCAACGCCUCAAAUGAAAAGUGCUAUCCAUACUCACCCCGAGAUUUAUGUUGGAUCUAAAUGCAAUCUUUUGAAUGGGGCACAGUUGUUUCAUUUGAGUAAUCUUUUUUUGAUAUCGGAGAGAAGAGUAAAAUCCGCCCUGGUCAUAGAAAGAGAUACAAUCAUGCUGCACUACACAAUGCUGCCAAUAGAGUUGGUGCAAUAAGCAUUGGCUGCAUCUGCUAAGGAUGCCCUCAGAUUUCUCUCCAUUUGGGAGUCGGUGGCACCUUCGCAAUGCAUGUAGGGCCAAAGAGUUGAGCUUUGGUAAUCAUCAUGCAAAUAAAUGCUGCUUUAGCUAGAAGAAGCUUAAAGACAUGAGAACUGAUGGGGUGACUCAGAGAGGAAGUGUUGAGGUGCAGUUUUCAGACGAGGCAGCAGUAAUACUUGAAAACCACUCUGGAUAUCAAAGAUGGGUUGUUGUUGUUUUUUUUAUCCCAGAGCGCACAGGUACUACUGGGCACUGAAAUCCAUUGCUGUACAAAAACGUCAGUGAAACAGUUACCACUUUAUUAUAUUGCUUUUUGCUUUUAGGAUGUAAUUAAAUGACUAAAUGUGGUGGAGGGCGGGAGGGACUUUUUUAGUUUUUGCUCUCAGCCAUUCCUUCUGCUCAGUCUGUCUAGGCUGGAAUUGAGGCUUAGAUAUAUGCAUCAUUUAGGAGCACUACUAGGAGUUUCCCAACUUUGAAAAGUGUGUCAAAGGUCAAGGAGUGAAUAUGUCCGAGAUGAGCUGCAGUCUUUUCCACAUGGACUUUGAAGGACGAAGAAAUGUUACUCUGUUCCAUGGAUUAAUUUAUACGUGCAUUUUGUUCCUAUCUAUUCAGAUAUAAAUUUAAACGUUAUCAUGAUUGUUUGUGAUAUACAAUCCUCAUACCCUGUCGUCAUGGAUUUAAAUUGACCUGCUUUAUUUGGGAGACUGGUUACUGAAUUUGAAUAUUGCUGCGUAGUCUGGAGUAUUGAGGUGGAAGCGGUGUGAAGAAUAGCUUUGACUGACAUCCUGUACUUACUGAAAUAUCUACAUAUACAUUGUGACACAGGCACAGAUGGAACAACUUAACCUCUGGGAUGAAGUGAUUUGUCACCUGCUGUCACUUCUGUGAAGUGAGUGUGUAGUUUGGGGGGGGGGGGGGUGGGACUGACCCUGCUCUUAGAGAUCACACUAAACAUGUAAGCAAGGUACAGGAAAUAUUUUUGUAUAUUUCACCUAUGCCAUUUCAUACUCUUUACAGAAGUCAUGUAAAUACAUAUUGGUCAUGUGUAAAUGUCGUAGAGACGAUGGUGACUUUGAAAGAUGUCUGUUCAACGCCUGUCUCCAUUGUGUUUUAAGUGUAACUUCAGGUGUGGAGCGGAGCUGUGUAGUGCUGUUUAAACUCCACAGCCUCGACCACAAACAUGUUGUGAAGCUGAAAUCAUUGUCACUGAAUCUUUGAAGUCAGAACUCCAAUGAAGGAUGAAGCUAUUGAAAUCUGUUCAUUUAGUAAGCUGACACUGAAAUCUGAAAAGCUGGUUUAUUUUUAUUUUUAUUUCAGGCAGUGAAGCUUGUGUUCGUGUUAAACUAAGGACGGAGCAGGGCCGGUUUAUAGGAACCUGUGCAAGAGUAGGCACAUUUGCAAAUAUCUGCUAUAAGCUUUAUUUGUUUGAGACGGUACCCAAAAUCACAAAAAAUGCUAGGCUUGAUUAUGUGAGGUCAAUGUGAUUGGUGUCACCUCAAAUAUUUGUGCCAAAAAUACGCAUUUGCUGAAUAUUUAGAGUUGGAAAAAAAAUGGGCCAAGAGGCAAGUGUAACUUCCUGUUAUAAAAGAAAGCUGUCACUUUCGACCAGCUCUGCUUUGGUCUCUGAAUUUAUGAGAUUAUUACAUACUUAAGUGUGAUCUGUCCAUAUCACAUUGAGAUGCAUGUCUGUAAGAGGAGAGUUGGAAGGAUGGAAAUUGGAAAAGGAAUCUCAACUGAUCCUAGAAAAAUAAAAUAAAAAAAUAUUUUAAAAAACCUGAGCAUGGCAUAAAAAAAAAAUAACCACCUUUUUAUGUUAGUUGUGCAAUAUUUUGUUUGGGAAAAGAAAAUCAAUCCUUUGUCAUCACUUUUGACCACAGUUUGAUACCCUUCUUUUGUUCAGCAUCUCAAUUGCUGGUCUGUACAUUUUAUUUAUGAGAUUAUUUCUUAAAGGAGAUAUAGUAUCUAUACAUACUGUAUAUUGUGGAGUUUUCCGAACAUUUCUUUGCGUUGAUAAAAGUUUGUUGAAGCCCACGUUGUGAGGUUGGAAUGCCGAUUGGGGGGGGGGGGGGGUCAGGAAGGGGCAGAUUCUCUGUGUUUUGUGAAGUUUGCGUUGGAUUGAAAACGAUGUGAAUGAGUAAGUGCCCAGUUUAGUGUAGCUGGUAGACUAGUCUUGUAGAGUGUAACUGUCAAGUCAAGGUGUGUCUGUAUUCAACUGUGCAGUCUACCAAUCCCAUCAGUGUUAAAUCUAUCUUCAGAGGUGUGUGGUCAUGGCUUCUUUCCCGUACACUCACCAUUCACACGAGUUCACAAGUGUAAGCCACUGAGUUCAUGUUCAGAAUUGCCUAAGGAUUCACUUUAAACUGAUUUUAUGAGAUGACCUGUUGUAGAUAUAAUAGGAUUUGGCUUUUCUUUAGAAAAGAUAAUGUGCUUUGUAUUUGUAGGUGUAGACUUAACUGACAAAAACCCCACAAAAAAUCUGAGUCUGAUUUGGUGACUGAAUGUUUAUAGUGAAUGGAUAGUAAGGCAUGCCAUGUAAAUUAUUUUAUAAUUGUAUAUGUCACGCAUCUUUUGAAUAAAACGUCAUUGUUUCCGGAAAAAAAACAAAACAAUUUAUUGUUGUCUCAUU
Pleuronectes platessa (European plaice) is the source of this 9085-nucleotide messenger RNA. RefSeq names its product TUB like protein 4a (gene tulp4a). The record is from RefSeq and is a predicted model, not a curated record. Gene Ontology annotation, molecular function: protein binding. NCBI's taxonomy places the organism in Eukaryota, Metazoa, Chordata, Actinopteri, Pleuronectiformes, Pleuronectidae.